UUAUGGGUCAAGUUACAUGCCGGAUUUUCCACUACUCAAUAAAGCCCAUCCGACGUUUCAAAUACUAAACAUUCAAAACUCCUAGCUACUAAACGAACACCAAUUUUCUUUGCGGCUUGAGUAAAAGAUUAAAAAUAAAAACCAUACCAUUAAACCUAAGGCUUUUUUUUUUUUUUUUUUUUAAAAAAAUAAAAUAAAAUAAAAAUGCUUGAAAUAAUUUUUGAGACUUCCCACGACCAAGAUUACAUCAAACAAACCAGAAAACAAAGAUCAUGGGAUUCAAAUAAAAUACUCCAUGUUGAACUGCAUCUUUCAUUAAAAUCCUGAAAGUACAUACGAGAACAUGCAAUAAAUGGCACUCACUUCACUCCUCACAAUGCUUUUAAUAAUGUCAUAAAACAUCAGAAAUUCCAAAUUCUACUUCAUUUUUCUGAUUUGUCCAAUUAAUUAAACAACCUAUUAUAAGACUAAGACAUCAUCAUCAACAUAUCAUGAACUCACACUUACACAUACAUGAAUAUCAUUAUUAACAGUAGACACUAUCAUUAACUUUUAAUUUCUCUCAGAAGAAUUAAAAAUAAAUAAAUAAAUAAAUAAAUUAUGGGGUAUAAUAUUUAUAAGUAUUUAAUUACACUUGGAAUUAUUUGCACUCACUUUUCUGAAACUGCAAUGAUUACUAUUGAAAAAUGCACCCUAACUCAAACCACCUUUAAUUUAUUUUUAUUUUUUUAAAAAUAGAACACAUUACUGAGUUUCUUGAAUAUGGUAAAAAAAAAAAAAAAAAAAAAAAAAGUGCUAGAAUCAACAUGUAAAUUGGUAAAGUAGUUGUUUCAUUUUAAUCAAAGGUCCUCUUACAUUAAAUCAUACUCCGUGAAAAGAAAACAAUUAUUUAUGGGAGGGAUUUUUUCCUGAUUGAAACCUAACUCAACUUAAAUUCAGAUUAGUCGAAAUCACUUUAAUUUAACGGGUGACUUGCUAUUUAAAAAUAAAAAAGCUUUUUAAAAGACAUUCAUUCAUUCAUUUUCUCUCUCUUUCUUCAAAUCAAACUUCUCCAUAACUUUUCACCCAAGCAAUAUAUAUCCAGUCUUUCUACAAACCUCUUUUGUCCCUUCCUUUUUUCUACAACUCUCUCUCUCUCUAGCAUAAACUCCCAACAUACUUCUCUCUAAAAUAAACCCUCUAUUCCAAACAAAAAAUAAACUACAAAUAAUUGUUGAAAUUCUUCCAAAUUUAUUUCAAAACAUUCAUAAAAUGGAACAACAGCAGCAGCAAGAUGAGAUGAACAUGAGCUUAAACAGUGGAAAAAUGAGUAAUAAUAACACUACAAAUACAAGCAACAACUACCUUUGUAGACAAAGCAGUACAAGAUGGACACCAACAACAGAGCAAAUAAAGCUUCUUAAAGAGCUUUACUACAUCAACGGAGUUCGGUCUCCGACUGCUGAUCAGAUUCAGAGCAUUUGUGCUCGGCUAAGGCGGUAUGGCAAGAUCGAAGGCAAGAACGUCUUCUACUGGUUUCAAAAUCAUAAGGCUAGGGAGAGACAGAAGAAGAGGCUUACUCCUACCUCCCCUACUACUAAUAACGCUAUUAAUAAUACUAUUACUACUAAUAAUAGUAAUAAUGUUGGUAGAAAUAAUAAUUUCGUCAGAAAUGGUGGUCUUACUUGGAUACAAGAUCAUCAGGAUAUCACUCUUCAUGCUAAUAAGUACCCUUGCACCAUUAAUAAUCCUGGGGUUUCGUGUUCGAGUUCAUCAAAUGGACAUGUGAUUCCUGGUGGAGGACAGUUGAUGGGGGGUUUUGGGUAUGGAGCUGUUAACAUGGAGAAUAAGUUUAGGGACUGUUCAAUAUCAGGAGGUAUGUUUAAUGGAGGAAAUCAUGUGAACCAGUGGACUGCAGUUGGAGCUAAUUACAGUCCAUAUGCACCAGCAUCUUACGCAAAUUUACUGGACAAGAUAUCAACCAUCGACGAAGAUCCUUACACCAUUGACCAAGAUCAUUAUGGGACAGACACACCAGAGAUAGAGACCCUUCCUCUCUUCCCUAUGCACAAUGAAGAGCUUGAUCACGAUCACGACCACGACCACGACCACGGCUUCUACACCAUUAAGCCUCCAUCAGACGGGUAUUACACCGGUGGAUACCGAUGGUCUAAUGGUAGCGGUGGCAAUACCUCCCUUGAGCUUAGCCUCAAUUCCUACGGCUAUGGUUAUUAUUCACCAAAUAUCUAAUUAGUAUUAUGACUCUUAAGAAGUGUUAUUGUACGUCAUUGACUGUCUAAUCUUAAUUAGUUAUUAUUGUAAGUUUUAGUUAGUUAAUUAGUUAGUCUGAUGCUAACCAUCAUAGUCACUAUAUCAUUGUCAUAUAUUAGUAAGCUAAGAGUAGUUUAGCAAGGUAGUGGUCUUUAAUUAUGAGGGUGUACGUUUUCCUUGUAAUGUUACCCUUUCAAACAAGACCCUAAUAUUCUUAUAACUUAUGAUUAAGCGCGCUGUCGCGUAAUUAGGAUGUACUUAAAUUUUUAAUCAUAAUCCAAGUGAGUAUAUUAUUUAGCUAUGAUCUUAUGCUAAUCUAAUUUACUACCUCGCAUAUAAUAAUUAUCGGAGUUAGUAUGUUAAUAUACGGAGUAGUAAAAAAAAAAAAAAAGGACAUUAGGAAUAAGAGAGUGAUGGGUCUGUGUAUGUGAGUGUCUCUUUCUCUUGGUAUCUGACUAAAACAGUGCAACAAGAAGUACACAUGACCUGUUGUUAAGUCUGUUUCGGAACCUCAAAGCCUACACAACAAGACUAGCCCUACAAAUCCUUUCUGCCUCAACAAUCAAAUAAAUAAAACAAAAACA
Molecule: messenger RNA, 2834 nt
Organism: Chenopodium quinoa (quinoa)
Lineage: Eukaryota; Viridiplantae; Streptophyta; Magnoliopsida; Caryophyllales; Amaranthaceae
Product: protein WUSCHEL-like
Exons: 3
Coding region: 1252-2229 (325 amino acids)
Biological process (GO): plant organ development
Molecular function (GO): DNA-binding transcription factor activity; DNA binding
Source: RefSeq, a predicted model, not a curated record